AACCGUGGAACCAAGUACUGCACUCGAAGAGUUUAUCAAAUGUAGCGAGAGAGAGUGAGAGUGAGAGAGGUGGGUGCUUGUUUUACAAUUCCUCCUCGCUGAAAGAGAAAGCUUUGGCCAAUGUGACCACGUCUCAGGUUGUCCACAGAGUCAGUCUUGAAAGUUAGGAUCUUGUGAGACUGUGAAAGAGGAACAUUUGGCCUCGCAAGUGUAAUAUUUGUAACAGUGAGAAAAAGAGUUAGAGGGGGCAAGAAAAAAAUAUAUAUUGAGAGGGAUAUAGGGGGAGAGCCCAGUGUUGUUUACGUGUUGUUAGGACUACAAAGAUGAGCAGUUAUGGGAUUACAGCGACUGGAGCGGAGCACCCAUUUGGGACCAAUUUCGACAAGAUUCACCACUUCCAGAACGCUCUCCAUAACAAGGCUAAUUUCUCUGUCAGUCAUCUAUUAGACUUGGAAGAGUUACCCAGUGAGAACUGUGCCAUGUUUGCGAACACCGACCCUCGUCAACAUGUACUCCAGUCCCCCCAGACUUGCUCCCCUCCCCUCAUUGCCGCCCCGAGCCACCCGCGUGCCAGUGAGACGGAGGAGCACGCACACGACAGGCAUGACAACAGUAACACCGAUGACGAUGAUAAAAAAGAUGACCCGGAUGGCAAGCGACGUCGUAAACAACGUCGAAACAGAACAACAUUUAACAGCACACAACUGGCGGCCCUGGAGCGGGUGUUUGAACGCACACACUACCCAGACGCCUUCGUCAGGGAGGAGCUGGCCAGGAGGGUGAACCUCAGCGAGGCCAGAGUGCAGGUGUGGUUUCAGAAUCGUAGAGCUAAAUUUCGUCGAAAUGAGAGGAAUCUAAUGGCACAGCGUCAGAACGUGUUUGGUGGAAGAAACGUGGAAAGCACGCCGAUAGAGCAGCCAAUGACACCCCGCCCUUCUCCCAUGAACUCGGACUAUUUGUCGUGGCCCACGCCCCCUAGCUACAGCCCCGUGACUACGUCAUCAAGUUGUGCCUUGGCAAAUCACUCCUAUUCUCCUUCGCCCAACGUCGGUUCUAGUAUAGCUUGCUUACGAAUGAAGGCGCAGGAAUACAAUGUCAUGCAUUCAUCCUAUGGUCAAAUGCCGCAGUGAUCUUUGACCUUGAAAAAAGAAAAGAAAAAUAUAAACUGUGGCUUUCAACUGAGUACGUGGACAUUAUUUUGCUCAUGGAUUUUAAACCCAAUUUGCUCAUCCGAUUGUUUUGUUACAAAAGACACAAGUUUCUUGUUUAUAACAAUGCAUUGAUGAUACAUCAUAGAACGUGUGUUAUUUAUUGUAAACUGUUAGACUGUUUAUUGUGCUCUUGCGAGCAAGGUUAAUGGCCGAACAUCGAAGACAUGUUUGUUUUUAUAUAAAAUAUCCAUUGUUCAGUUGGCCAACAGCAGUAGUAUAUAUAUAUAUAUAUAUAUAUAUAUAUAUAUAUAUAUCCAAUAUUAUUCUGAACGGAGGAUACACAUCACACAAAGAGACGGUGCAAGAAUAGCUACCUAUGUCGGCCCAGAGCAUUAGUCUAUGAACGCGUGUUUCUGCGAGAGUUCAAGAACACGUGAUUCUGCGAGAUUUAUGAAAUAUUAAAUAUGACACUUCGUGCAGCUUGAAGACUCCGCCCAGGACCAAACUACUGGCCAUGCCAGAGAUAACGGCAAGGGAGGAUAUGGGGAGAGGUGACGGGUGGGGGAGGGCAUGCCCGAAUCUUAUAAGGGUGUGGACACCUAUAAAGAGUUUUUAUGUUCAAAUUCAAGCUUGAAGACGAACAAAAGGGAUUCUCAGUCACCAAGACCUCCUGCGGUGUCAACUGUUGAACUGUGAGUCUAGGAGUCGUGGUUUCGAGUCUUGACAAAGAUGCCUUGUUAUCACCAUGAUAUGUACUGAUCAGUUUUGGCGUUCAAGGAAACCUUUUUUAUGAAACCUUAAUUUGCUAUAUACUAUAGCCUUUUUUUCUAAAACAAAAUCAUAUCAGUACAUAUUGUAACCCUUUACUUUUAGUUCUUUUUUCACUUAGCAUUACGAGAUCAGGCUGUCAGAUGUAAGUGAUCGAAAGUGAUUUUUAUAGUUUCAGUAUUACUUAACAACAAAACGGAGCAUGGGGAAAAUACUGUGUCGCGGAUAUGUGAACACUUUAAAACAUUCGGGAAAUGAAAACCUUAAACUGGAAUACAAACAUACUGAGAUGACACAUGUAAAGUUUUAUAAUUGCGACCAGUGAUCACAUGUUUUGGCAUACAUUAUAUGAAUUCGUAUUAACGAACAAAUCAGUUGAACUCUGAGCUAUUCUAUAGAUUCUACGAAUCAAACCUCGGAGAUAUGACAAUUGGUCACUGUGAUAUGUUGGAGUCGAGGUCAAAUCCCAUAGACGGUUAUCGAGACUUGACUUUUAAAAUAUUCAAAUAGCAGUACAGGGGUAAGUUCUGUCAACCGCUUGUCGCUAACGUCCGCUAGACUGGUUUAGCUCUUCACGUUAAACCAAAUGGCGACGUUUGGAACCAAUCAAAUAGUUCGCGAAAGUUAGCUUUUGUUUGCUGGAUGACCUUGCCCCAGGUAUUACCAUGAAACAGUUACUACAACUAUUACACCUCUUCAUACACCUCUAUUUUAGAUACUGGAGAAUUUUUAACAGACCGACGUGUUUUGAUUGAUCUAUUCAAACUAACAGAUCUACCCAAGAAUUUUCCCGAAGUUAGUGUGCGUUGACGAACAAAUCCGGAGAUUUCAAGAGUUUGUAGUUAUGUUGAGCUGUUGAAUUUGGUCAUCGUGGGUUAUAUACUGUAACCAGCACAUGUAUUUAAAUAAAAAUGAAUACUAAUAGAUUGUAAGAUAGAAACGAGGAAUGAGGGAGAGAUAAUGAGAGAGAGAGAGAGAGAGAGAGAGAGAGAGAGAGAGAGAGAGAGAGAGAGAGAGAGAGAGAGAGAGAGAGAGAGAGAUUGAUGGAGGGAAAAUAAUAAAAUAUAUCGUUAUAAUAAUUUAACAUUCGUAAUCCUGUAACAAUUACUUAUAUACGUAUGAACAAUGUUUCAUAUUUAGAUAGGUGACAUCAUAUGAGAGAAAACAUAUAUAUUAUAGCUCGACCUAGGUGGAAUAAUACAUACACAGUAGAAAGUGUUAGUCGGUUUGUCAACAUGCAUGGCCAUCCAUCUAUCCGUCCACAUUGUUUUAUAACUUCUGUUUUGCCUUUUGUCGUUUGAUUUUCUGUUUCAUGUUAUCAUAGAAACUAUAGUGACAACGAUGUGUUUAGUUUGUGAAAUUACUGUUAGAAAUAUGCCAGUAGUCAAACCUGUAAGUUCUGGUCACACAACGAAAAAACCUUUUGUUUUGCAAGUGACCUUUAUAUGCGAAUUAAAUGUAUUUCUACGUGGAAAUAUCA
Messenger RNA from Gigantopelta aegis, 3399 nucleotides. RefSeq names its product paired mesoderm homeobox protein 2-like. Lineage: Eukaryota; Metazoa; Mollusca; Gastropoda; Neomphalida; Peltospiridae. Gene Ontology annotation, molecular function: DNA binding; DNA-binding transcription factor activity, RNA polymerase II-specific. Gene Ontology annotation, biological process: regulation of DNA-templated transcription. Bases 324 to 1130 code for a protein of 268 amino acids. The transcript has 3 exons. The record is from RefSeq and is a predicted model, not a curated record.